This is a messenger RNA of Schistosoma mattheei, 612 nucleotides long. The record is from the annotation of a GenBank genome assembly. NCBI's taxonomy places the organism in Eukaryota, Metazoa, Platyhelminthes, Trematoda, Strigeidida, Schistosomatidae.
AUGGCCGACUUUAACAAUCCUUUGCAAAAGUUCAAGCUGGUAUUUUUGGGAGAACAGAGUGUCGGGAAGACGUCCCUCAUAACUAGGUUUAUGUAUGAAACUUUUGACAAUCUGUAUCAGGCAACAAUUGGUAUUGACUUUUUAUCAAAAACUAUGUACCUUGAGGAUCGAACUAUUCGUCUGCAAUUAUGGGACACUGCGGGACAGGAACGUUUUCGAAGUUUGAUUCCCAGCUAUAUACGUGACUCCUCAGCCGCAGUUGUUGUUUAUGACAUAUGCAACGCUGGAUCUUUUCAUCAGGCUUCAAAGUGGGUUGAUGACGUCAGAAACGAACGUGGCGGGGAUGUUAUUAUUAUCCUCGUUGGAAACAAAACGGAUCUAUCUGAUAAACGAAAAGUGACCACUGAAGAGGGCGAGCAUCUUGCUAAAAAACUAGAAGUCAUGUUUAUUGAAACGAGUGCGAAGGCUGGAUAUAAUGUCAAAGUACUGUUCCGUCGAAUCGCAACAGAAUUGGUUGAUCAAAAGAGUCCACUUUCUAGACAUGAUGACUAUAUUGAACUGAAACCGAUCGAGCCUCCUCAAGAGAACCAGUGGAAAACCUGUGGUUGUUGA